AUAUAUAGUUAAAUAUGCAUCAACAAUUUAUAAAUGUGCUUUUUUAAAACAAUAUCAAAUUGAAUUUUUUCCUAAUAAUUCAUUUGAAGAGUUUAAAAUUUAUAACUCAACGUUUCCUAGUGAUAGUUAUAAAGCAUUAUCGGUAAAGUAUAAUAAGCUUUUAUUUCUAAAUAAAAUUACCUUUUCUCAAAAAUAUACAUUAGAAAAUUUUACAAAUGAUCUAAAACGGUAUCAAAAAGUAGAAUUACAUGAAAACAUUUUAAAAUUCAUAGCUAUUUUUAAGCAAAGCAUAAAUGAAGUUAUAUUUGUUCACGAAUAUGCGCUUGAUGGAACUCUUCGUCAAUAUUUAAAACAAAACAUCAGUAAAAUUAAUUGGAAUGAUAAGUUACAUCUUGCAAAACAGCUUAGUAGUGCUAUAAAAUAUUUUCAUGAAAAUAACAUAGUUCAUACGAACUUGAAUUCUGAAAAAAUAUACGUUCACAAAGGAGAUAUUAAA
Molecule: messenger RNA, 496 nt
Organism: Dentiscutata heterogama
Lineage: Eukaryota; Fungi; Glomeromycota; Glomeromycetes; Diversisporales; Gigasporaceae
Source: the annotation of a GenBank genome assembly